AUGUUCGACAUUGAUGAACACGAAAUCCGCGUGCUUUCAGGAUGCCAUGAGCUCGGAUUAACCUCCGAACUUAUCGAAGCCUUCCAUGCGAUGCGCGCUUAUUCAGCUGUUGUUGAAAAAUAUAUGUCGGGCUCAUUGGCCAAUCCUAAUUUGGACAGAAUCGCAGAUCAACGAAAUUUUACCCAACACAGAAUUUUAAGUCUGCCACAAGGUUCGCAGUUAGCAGCAGUCCAUCACAAGCAGCUAUCUCUGUAUGAACCUUGCCGCAUCGCCGCUAUGAUAUAUGGGGUUGGGGUUAUCUUUCCUCUACCUGAACAGACCGCGCCCUUCAAAAGUCUGGCAACAAUGCUGAAACGAGAGCUUCAGCAAACUGAUUGGUCCUAUUUCAGCCAAAGCUCCCUAAGUCGCCGGUUUCUUCUAUGGAUACUGGUCAUGGGUGGCAUGGCUUCGUUAGGUAUGCCGGAGAGGAACUGGUAUGUGUCGCAACUGCACACUUGUCUGUCACAGUUCCGGACGACAACUUUUAGCAGCCUCAGAAGAAGCCUCAAGUCAGUGCUGUGGCUAGAUUGUGCAUGUGAUACGGGUGCUCGUGAACUUUGGAAAGCCUCUAAGGACCUUGAAUGA
Molecule: messenger RNA, 624 nt
Organism: Penicillium lagena
Lineage: Eukaryota; Fungi; Ascomycota; Eurotiomycetes; Eurotiales; Aspergillaceae
Exons: 1
Coding region: 1-624 (207 amino acids)
Source: RefSeq, a predicted model, not a curated record